Molecule: messenger RNA, 1924 nt
Organism: Passer montanus (Eurasian tree sparrow)
Lineage: Eukaryota; Metazoa; Chordata; Aves; Passeriformes; Passeridae
Gene: CCM2L
Product: CCM2 like scaffold protein
Exons: 10
Coding region: 90-1676 (528 amino acids)
Biological process (GO): heart morphogenesis
Source: RefSeq, a predicted model, not a curated record
UCCCGGCUAUCCUGGUGGAGUUUCCGACACAGGAAAGCGCCGCGGCGCCGAGCGGGGCAGAGGGGGCGGCCGCAGCACCGCGUCCUGCCAUGGACAGCGAGGCCAAGAAGGGGAAGAAGGGUUUCGUGUCGCCCAUCAAGCGGCUGGUUUUCCCGAAGGCUGCGCGGAGGGCAGCGCUCCGCAGCAGCGUCUACCGGCGCCCGCUGCACUCCGUGCCCCUCUACCCCCCCGACUACCUGAUCGACCCCCAGAUCCUGCUGCACGACUACGUGGAGAAGGAAGUGAAGUUUUUAGGUCAUCUGACAUGGGUGACAUCGUCCCUGAACCCCUCCAGCCGGGAUGAGGUGCUGCAGCUGCUGGACACGGCCAGGCAGCUGAAGGAGCUGCCGCUGCAGACCACGCCGGAGCAGGACAGCAUCCUCAGCCUCUCGGCGCGCUGCCUGCUGCUCACCUGGCGCGACAACGAGGAGCUGAUCCUGCGAAUCCCCACGCACGAGAUCGCGGCGGCCUCCUACCUGCGCGACGAUGCCCUGCACCUCCUCAUCCUCAAAACCGGCCUGGGAGUGGACCCGGUCCCCGCCGGGGCGCACCCCGAGGCGGUCCCGCCCGGCUUGCCGGAGGCGUUUCCCGCAGAGAAGCGAGCGGGGGGCUCGUGGCCGGAGGGGCGGCUGGGGGGCCCGAUGGAGCGGCGGCACACGAUCUGCAGCCUGGACUGGCGGGCGGCGCGGGGCGGGCAGGAGGCCCGGCAGGGCGGCAGCCUGGAGCGGCGGCGGGGCGGCAGCUGGGAGCGAGGCACCGGCUUCGGCAGCUGGGAGCGGCGGCACGCCGGGAGCAACCCCCUGGACCCCCAGGAGCCCUGCCCGGACGCUUACUCCAACCUCGUUAUCCUCGCCGUGCCCAACAGGGAUGCUGGGGAGGAGUCCUGCGCGCUCAUCUGCCAGGUGUUCCAGAUCAUCUACGGCGACCAGAGCAUCGAGUGCGUGGACAGAGCCGGGUACCACUACACCUCCACGCCCACACGGCCCUGGCUCUCCAGCAGGAGCGAGAGCUGCCGCACAGAUGGGACAUACGGCUACGAUGCUGACUACAGCUGCUGCAGCUCCUUCAAUGGCUCCCACGAGACCUUUGAAGCCUAUUACAGCGGCACCUCCUCGCCCUCCUUCCACCGCUCCCACCACAGCCUGGCCACCGCUUGCAGUGGCAGUGACCAGAGCAGCGCAGGGCUGGAGCAGCUGCAGGACUACAUGGUGACGCUGCGCAACAAGCUGUCACCACAGGAGAUCCAGCAGUUUGCCAUCCUGCUCCGCGAGUACCGGCUGGGCACGCCGGUGCAGGAAUACUGCACUGAGCUGCUGCGCCUCUACGGGGACCGCAGGAAGUUCCUCCUCCUGGGAAUGAGGCCCUUCAUCCCCGACCAAGACAUCGGGUACUUUGAGACCUUCCUGGAGAGCAUCGGGAUCCGGGAGGGCGGGAUCCUCACCGACAGCUUCGGCCGCAUCAAGCGCAGCAUGAGCAACACGUCGGCCUCGGCCGUGCGCAGCUACGACAGCUGGUCCCUGCGCUCCGAGUCCGAGUCCUUCAACCGCAUGAUCACGGACAUCACCCACGACAUCGAGGCGCUGGCACGGGAUGAGGAAGAGGAGGACGAGGAGGAGGAAGAGGACAACUACCUGUGAGCCAGCGGCAAAACCCAGCUCCUCUCCCUGCUCGCUGAUGUGGUGCUGCACCUCCAGCACCAGGCUCUGCGGGUGCCCAGCUCUGCCACAGAACCAGGGAGGGUGAAUUUGUCACUGUGGGAGGGGACAGGCCUCUGCACUGCCCUGUCAGCUCUUGUCAAGGCUGUGGGAAUCACAGGGCAGCUGCGGCUGUGGGGGAGACACAUGUGCUGUAAUUUGUGCAGAUUUCAAUUAAAUGCUGGGGCUGG